ACUGCAGAUGCAGCUUAGGAAAACGCAGGGAGCAUGCUAAAGACCUGCAGCUAUUUGCCUUGUACAAUUUGCUCAUUUCUCUUUAUUUCUCUGUUUUCCUGCUCUGAUCACUUAAAGGACAAUCUCUCUUGCAAACAAAAUCCCCGGAGCCUGAUUAGAGGGACCGAAGGCUCCCAGACACGGAUUGCCUGCCAGCCACAGCACGGCGGAGCGGGCCCGGCAGGAGGCGGAGCGGGCCGCCGCACGUCCCCCAGCCGCUCGGCCGGCCCCCCCGCCAUGGGUCGGAAGCGCUGCGUGGGGGGAGACGGCUCCAAGAUGGCGGCGGGUUGCUGCGGGGUGAAGAAGCAGAAACUCUCCAGUUCCCCUCCGUCGGGCUCGGCCGGCCCGGGAGGCGGCGGCGGCGGCUCCCACUGCGGCGGGGCGGCGGCGGCGGGCGGCGAGCCGGGGGCGUUGCCCCCGCCGGGGGGCCCCCGCCUCAACGGCCUCGGGGGGCUGGCGGGGGGCGCCGCCGGCUGCGCCCUGGCCCCGCCGCUGCCGCCCAGCUGCGGCGGGGGCCCCGCCGGCCUCUCCCCUCCGGCCGCCUCGCUGCUCGCCUCCCCCGGCGCCGGCUCCGGCGGGCCCGGCUGCAGGAAGAUGGUGGUGUCGGCCGAGAUGUGCUGCUUCUGCUUCGAUGUGCUCUACUGUCACCUGUACGGCUACCAGCCCCCGCGGAGCCCCCGCUUCACCAAUGACCCCUACCCACUGUUUGUAACGUGGAAGAUUGGUCGAGAUAAACGAUUGCGUGGAUGCAUAGGUACUUUUUCUGCCAUGAACCUGCAUUCAGGACUCAGGGAGUACACACUUACUAGUGCCCUUAAAGAUAGUCGUUUCCCCCCAAUGACGAGGGAUGAGCUGCCACGGCUUUUCUGCUCAGUGUCUCUACUCACUAACUUUGAAGAUGUAUGUGACUACAUGGACUGGGAGGUGGGUGUACAUGGCAUUAGAAUAGAAUUCAUCAAUGAAAAAGGAUCAAAACGCACCGCCACCUACUUACCGGAGGUUGCAAAGGAGCAAGGAUGGGACCACAUUCAAACCAUAGAUUCCUUAUUGAGGAAAGGAGGCUACAAAGCUCCGAUUACUAAUGAAUUCAGGAAAACCAUAAAGCUAACCAGGUACCGUAGUGAGAAGAUGACCAUGAGCUACACAGAGUACCUUGCCCAUCGUCAGCAUCAUCACUUCCAAAAUGGCAUUGGGCACCCCCUUCCACCAUACAACCAUUAUUCCUGACACUGAGCCGCAUGACCAGUCACUGGACCUCUCUGCAGACCUCUUCCCAGGAGACCCUGCCCCUUCUUGGUCUAGUUAUCUCUAUUACUGUACCAUUUUAUGAUGAUAGUUUCCGUUGCCAUUUUGAGGCUUCUCCAUAGUUGGUUAAGCUCAUUGUGGCAACGGGAGAGAAAACUGCAUUAUUACAAAGAUCCCAUACUUUUUUAUUGAAUCACUGCAGAUUUUUUUGCAGCAUAUAUAGCCCUUGGGUUUUUUAUGAAAUGUUAAAUUUCUACUUCAUUAACAUUGAAUUAUAUCAGUCAAGACUUUCUGUGACUGUGGAUGGAAGGAAGAGUUUAAGGAUUACAGUUAGAGAUUCUUUGCUCAGAAAAAAAAAAAAAAAGGCAUUCAUGGCUUUUUCAUUAAUAGCUCUGUCAGGGAUUGAAACAUAUCAGAUUCAGGUAUUAUAUUAGACAAUGAAUUGCAUUCUCUUAACCUUCUUAGUAGUAGUCUGUGGUACAAUAUUUCAUAGACGUUCUUCUUUCCUUUGAGUUUUUCCAUGAGCUCCUUUGCUCAUCCAUUCAGGUCUCCUGCCAUGGUUGAGCAAAGAGCUCAUGGGGGAAAAAAAACCAAAGGGAAGAAGAAACUCUAUGAAAUAUGGAAAAAGGACAUGGCCACUUGGGAGGAAUAUAGGAAUGCUGUCAGGACCUGCAGGGAUGCAGUGAGGAAGGCUAAGGCCCACUUGGAAUUAAAUCUGGUGAGGGAGGUCAAGGACAACAAGAAGAGUUGUGGUUGUUGGUUUUUUGUUUUUUUUUUUCCAGUAUGUCAGUAGCAAAGGGAAGACUAGGGAAAACGUGGGCCUGCUGCAUCCCCAGUAACAGGAGAUGUUGAGAAGGUAGAGAUGCUGAACACCUUCUUUGCUUCAGUCUUUACUGAUUAGACUAUCCCUCUGGAACCUCAGACCAAGGAGGUAAGAGAGUCUGGAGAAAGGAAAACUUCCCCUUGGUCCAGGAGGAUCUGGUCAGAGAUCAUCUAGGCAAACUUGACUCAAAUCCACUGAUCCCGAUGGGAUGCACCCACAAGUGUUGAGGAAGCUGGCAGAAGUGAUUGCCAAACCACUCUAUCAUCUUGGAGAAUGGGAAAGGUGCUCGAAGACUAGAGGAUAGCCAGUGUCACUCCAGCCUUCAAAAAGGACAAGGAGGAGCUAGGAAACUGCAGGUCAGUUGGCAUCACCUCUGUCCCUGGAAGGGUGAUGGAACAACUUCUUCUGGAUGUCAUCACCAAGCAAGUGGAAGAGAGGUGGUUAUCUGGAGUAGUCAGUAUGGAUUCACCAAGAGGAGAAAUCAUGUUUGACCAACUCGGUAGUCUUCUGUGAUGUCAUCGCCAGCUGGGUAGAUGAGGGGAGAGCAGUGGAUGUUGCAUACCUUGACUUCAGCAAGGCUUUAGACAAGACUGUGCAGCCAUUCAACAGGACAGGUACAGGUUGGUGAGCUGGGCAGAGAAGAACCUGAUGAGCUUCAGCAAGAGCAAGUGUAGGGUCCUGCAUCUGGGAAGGAAUGACUGCAUGCAUCAGUAGAGGUUUAGGGGCCAGCCUGCUAGAAAGGUGUUCUUCAGAGAAGGAGCUGGGUGCUGGCCAUGAGCCGGCAGUGUACCCUUGUGGCCAACAAGGCCUACUUUGUCCUGGGGUGCAUUAAAAAGAGCAUGGUUGAAGUAGGUGAUCCUCCCCCUCUGCUCUGCCCUGCCCUGGUGAGGCCACAUCUGGAGUACUGUGUCCAGUUCUGGGUUCCCCAGUUCAAGAAAGAUAUCUUCUAGAGAGAGUCCAGAGAAGGGCCACAAAGAUGAAGAGGGGCCUGGAGCAUCUCCUGUAUGAGGAAAGGCUGAGAGACCUGGGGCUGUUCAGUCUGGAGAAGAGAAUGCUGAGAGAGGAUCUCAGCACUGUGUAUAAAUAUCUAAAGUGUGGGAGUCAAAUGGAUGAGGCCAGCCUCUUUUCAGUGGUGUGCAGCUACAGGAUAGGGGGCAAUGGGCAAAAAAACUGGAACACAGGAAGUUUGAUAACAAACACAAGGAAGAACUUUUUUACUGUGAGAAUAACAGAGCACUGGAACAGGCUGCCCAGAAAGGUGCUGGAGUCUCAAUUUCUGGAGAUAUUCAAGACCCACCUGGAUGCCUUCCUGUGUGAUCUGCUUUAGGGGACCUGCUUUAGCAGGGGAUUGGACUCAGUGAUGUCCAGAGGCUCCUUCUAGCCCCUAGAGUUCUGUGAUUCUGUAACAGUAUCUCACCCCUGCAAGAUUUCAUGCAGCUAUAGGUGUAGGUCGCUCUGAAAGUAAUGCCUCCUAUUUAUUUACAUGGAAACUACAACAGAUACAAAGAGCACAGUAACACUACUUGAUAGAGAAAAUUCUCAGCUACAAAACACUAGUUUUCAACACAGUCAUCGCCAUUAGCAGAGACUGCCCCUCUGCUGCCAUCUGUCACACAGCAACAAAAUGUAAUGGAUUAUUGGUGGGAAGGUUCAACCUCUGCUGCCAUCACACAGACCUCUGCCUCUGACUUCAUGGGCCAACAUCAUAAAAUAGGAGGCAUUACUUUCAGAGCAGCCCUUGUACAUGUCCUUCAGCUCGUGCACACAGCUAUAAUUUGAAGGCUCAUAAACAAAAUGCUUUUCUGGAUAUGGAGAAGCAAUUAAACGUAAUAAGAGGUGAGCAGUGUGCUCAGAAUCACGUGGUUCGAUUGAAAGUACAUGACAUAAUCCAGUAGGAUACCUUUAUCUCCUGUUCUGCACUGGAAGCUGAGGGCAGCCCGGCCCUGUCAAGCCUACUCAUCAUCAUGCAUUUGUAAUGAGACAGCGUCUUUCUGAUGAUCUCAAAUUAGAAGUCACAUUUGUUUUUAGAAACAGGUUGGUGAGUAGCAGAUGUCAUAUUAGGAAGAAAAUGGAGUUAGAUUUUAGUGCCUUUGACUAUGACAUGAUUAUACUUGCAUAUAAAAUUCAUAGAAAAAAAUAUUGCAAAUGCGCCAGAUGUUCCAGCAAUCUCCGUUGAGUUCUCUGCUGCUCUGGCGUCAGGUUCUGGGGAUUUUCUAAAGUGAGGUAUUUUUCAUUUUCUUCAGCUUAUUUUAGAAAAGAAAAAUCCCUGUUUUGUUCUUGCCUGUGCUUUGAAUCUGCUGGGUUUUAUCGAGUCAUGAAUAGUUGGGUACCUUGUUUUAAAAAAAAAAAAAAAAGAUUGUGUUGUGAAAGAGCACAGGCCGCGUAUGCCAUAAUUUGUACGUGUUUUCAUCUAUUACAGGAAUAGUACUUGAGAGCUGUAAGUACUUUAUAAUAAUUCUCCACAAGGGAGGAGAAAGAGAACUGAUGAGAACUUCUAACAGCUGUAAAAAUAGGAUUUAUUAAGCGGUAUGUGUGGUAUGGUUGCAAGCCGAGUGUAUGCCAGGAGCUGCCUCCUUGCUCACGUGCCUGCAGAACUCCCACUGAUACCCGCUGUAGUUCAGUGCGCGUUGUAGGGGACUCCACAUCCCAUCUGUUAUGGAAAAGACCUUCCUGACAUGGGCGAGUCAACUAUGGCAAGCAGAAAUUCCAGUUACUUUGAGUAACGAAUGUUUUUCAAAAUGCACGAGAUAAAUUAAGAUCGAGUUAAGGUGUUAAAACAAACAACAACCAAAAAAAGGCUAAAAAUGUUCCAGAAAACGGAUCCGGACAAAUUACCCCUUCCGUGAGGUUACAACGCCACGUAAUUUGUCCGGAGGUUCUUGCAGGAGGUCUUUUGUAUUCCUUCAUCCACAGCAUCCGAUGUCCAAAUAUUUCCAUUUUCAGUUGUGAUGCCUUAAUUUAUAAGCAGAGGGCCUGAGAUGUCGGGAGCCAAGAGGUGCCAGGCAGACGCUGCAAAAACUAUUAGAUGUUUAUACAGAGGCUAUUUUGGAUGAUACUGUUGUCUUGUUUCUGCUUGGGGGGAGCGGUUUCGAACGGAUUUGUCUUCAAGUGGGAACCGUGAACCGGUGGCUACCUGAGAGGUGUUUUGGUUUUGUUUUUUUCCUUGCCCUUAUAGGGAAACUGAGCACAAACCGAACCGUUCUGCUGCAAAAAAAAAAAAACAAACAAACAGACGAAACACAAAAAGUCCUCCGACCCCAUCUCUGUCUGUCAUCUCGGUACGGCGCGCCCGCAGCGCUGCGUCGGAUCAUCCUUAGGAGUUUUUUAAAAAGAUCUAUUAUAUAUAUAAAAAUAUAUAUAUAUAUGUAUUGAAAGGUGCUAAUCAACCUCAAGCAGGUCACGUGACUGGUCAUGCGGAUCUAAAAUCAUAUCAGAUUUUUUUUAAAAGAUCUUCGAUAUAUGCAGAUGUUAUACAGAAUUUCUUACCAGUGUAAUAAUAAUGUACUGAUGAAUAAACAAUCCUGCGGGUUUUUAAGGACAAGGUCAGCAAUACUCCCCACCAUGGCUUGGGGGGGAAAAGGAUAGUUUUGUCUCCUUUUUGUAUACAGCGUAAUGCACAACGCAUUUUCGUCUCUCUCUUAGUAGCCGUUGCUUACAAAUAGAGUUAAAAGGGUGUUAUACAAACUGUAAAGGUGUGCUUUUAACGUGACUUAACGCCAGACCCUUCUGGACCCGAGUUUUGUAUCACUAAUUAAAAAGCUGUUACAAAGUCUGCGGUCAAUCAGGUCGUAUGGUAUUUUUUUUUAUUAUUUUUAUUUUUAUUUUUUAGAAAAGAUUGGAAGGAUCAGUGUAUCUACAGUGUUUGUAGGGCACACCUACCUCCUCAGCACGCCAGUGCUGGGAAUACUGCGCAUUGUUGCUGUGUAACCGCGGGGCUGUUGGUCCACGACGUGCAGUUCACUGUGACUGUGAGGGGCAGUGGGACAGAAGCGCUCUGUUGGCCUAAAGUGAAUCCACAGUUGCUUUCACGAACGCCGUUCCCUCGUCGUUUUUACCCUCUCAGAUAUAUUGCUGGAUUCAGACGUAUUAAAUAUGGCUUUUUAAUUCCGGGGCACUUCCUAAGAAGUUAAGGUACAACCAAGUAGCUGAUUUCACUCUUUUUAAGUUGGAAUGCUGAUUUUUUUUGAUAAGCACUAAUCCAUUUGCCUUAUUCCUCGAGUUUGUUUUUAUUAUUAUUAUUAUUUAAUUAUUCUUUUGCUUAACGUUUCUGAAGUCCCCUUCUGUAGACUGAGUGAGGCAGCAGAAGCCCAGACUGACGUGACGCUGUUGCUCAGCCGUGCCUCAAGUGGCCUUCCUUCCGCCUGGACCGCUGUAGCACUGACCCGGCACCACCUCAGCCCCGACGCUGGUCGCAGCAGGGGGAGGGCGCCUGAGAGUUCCGACCUCAGAUACAAUACUAAGAGAGUCAAAUCCAUUUGCACACCCUGGCGUUUGUAUACGGACCUCUUUACUUGUCUUCAAAUGUGCGGGUUUCUAAAACUGUUGUCUGGGGUAGGUUACAUCUCUUGUGUGUGUUAGAUCGAACCAAAGAAGCCUCCAGCCAUGCCCAGAUGCUGCUCCUAAAGCCUGCCUUCCAGUCCUUGCAAAAGCCCCGCAGGAUUAAAUGUGUUAAUUUUUUUAUUUUUGUACAGUUUCUAACUGAUUUUUGCUAGUGAUGUUAAUUGAAUUAAGUUUAUUUGGGGAGCCUGAGUACCUCCCCCACCUAAAUAAACUGGUGACUUUCCUUUUAUGUUAAAAAAGAAAAAAAAAAAAAGAGAAAAAAAAAAAAGAAAAAAAAAAAAAAGGAAACCCAAAGUGUGCCUCUAAGAUUUAAAGGGUUUCUGCUUACAUUUAUUCUUAAGACCAGCAAUGAUUCUUUAUAUAGAAAGAUAUGUUGUCCUCGUUUUUUAUUACUGUUGAAUAAAGAAUACAAACCUCUUUCUUUGCUCUGGACCCAGUGGUGGCGCUGGCACAGAAACGCACUGAGAAAACAAACUUUUGUUUGAAACUUUUGUAACAACCUAUGACUGUUUUUUGUAUAUCAAAGUUGAUUCUUUUCAAAAUAUUUGGAUCUAGUUUCUAAGUUAUUUUAGUGUUUUAUAUGUUACAAAAAAAGAGAAAAAAAAAAAGAAAAAAACCUUUAAAUGGCUCACCAGCAUCCUGAGUUAUCGAAUGCAGUGGUGACACACAGUGGGCUUGGAGCUGCCUGGAGUAGCUGACAAGGCCUCUCUUUUUUUCUUCCUUUCUUAGUAACUUGAUUGAUGACAAAUUAUAUCACAGAUUACCUGAACCCCCUUCCUUUAUAACUAGAUCCUCCUUCCUUCCACGUUUGAUUGCUCUUAGUGUGAAGAAACUGUUGAAAUGGGCAUUUUAAUAUAAGUAUGGCUUAAAAAAAAAAAAAAAAACGAUAAAAUGGGGAAAAAGAAAAAAAAAAUUAUAUAGAAGGUUAUCUGUGGGUCUGUGAGAUAUGGCUGUGGAAAGAUAUUGUAGUAGUUUUAACACUAUUGUUAUUACCUUUUAAAUCAUUUACCCAAUAAAAUAAGGAAAAAGAA
This is a messenger RNA of Gallus gallus (chicken), 7698 nucleotides long. It is a transcript of the gene AMMECR1, whose product is annotated as AMMECR nuclear protein 1. The coding region runs from base 34 to 1266 and encodes 410 amino acids. Gene Ontology annotation, cellular component: nucleus. Lineage: Eukaryota; Metazoa; Chordata; Aves; Galliformes; Phasianidae. The transcript has 7 exons. The record is from RefSeq and is a predicted model, not a curated record.